Molecule: messenger RNA, 1217 nt
Organism: Neltuma alba
Lineage: Eukaryota; Viridiplantae; Streptophyta; Magnoliopsida; Fabales; Fabaceae
Product: UDP-URONIC ACID TRANSPORTER 1-like
Exons: 4
Coding region: 81-1004 (307 amino acids)
Source: RefSeq, a predicted model, not a curated record
UUUUCGAUUGCUAAAAGUUCAAAUGACAGCGUCCUGUGCAAAGCCAGGCACGCACCGCAGGCACAGCCAGGAUCGGGAAUAUGUCGUUCAAGAAAGAAGCCUUCUUCAUCUGUUCUCUGGUGAUUCUUUGGUACUCCUCAAAUAUUGGAGUCAUCCUCCUGAACAAGUACUUGCUUUCCAAUUAUGGUUUCAAAUUCCCCAUCUUCCUCACGAUGUGCCACAUGACUGCCUGUGCCGCUCUUAGCUACAUUUCCAUUGUUUUCCUCAAGAUUGUGCCUCAUCAGACCAUCAAAUCAAGGUCCCAGUUCAUCAAGAUUGCAACUUUGAGCGUUGUGUUCUGUGCAUCGGUGGUCGGUGGCAACGUCUCCCUCAGGUACCUCGCGGUUUCGUUCAAUCAAGCUGUGGGUGCCACCACCCCUUUUUUCACGGCGUUGUUCGCUUAUUUGGUGACCCUUAAGCGCGAGGCUUGGGUCACUUAUGCUGCUCUUGUGCCCGUUGUUGCUGGGGUUGUGAUUGCUAGCGGGGGUGAACCGGGCUUUCACUUGUUUGGAUUCAUUAUGUGCAUAAGUGCUACCGCUGCAAGAGCCUUCAAGUCUGUCCUUCAGGGCAUCUUACUUUCUUCUGAAGGGGAGAAGUUGAACUCGAUGAAUUUGCUCCUGUAUAUGUCUCCAAUGGCUGUCGUGGUUUUGGUUCCUGCAGUGCUUAUUAUGGAGCCCAAUGUCAUAGACGUCACAACAACUCUUGGAAGGGAGAAAAAAUCUAUGUGGAUUCUUCUUUUGCUUAACUCAGUGACCGCUUAUGUAGCGAACUUAUCAAACUUCUUGGUGACUAAGCAUACAAGUGCUCUUACCCUUCAGGUGUUGGGGAAUGCAAAGGGUGCUGUGGCUGUUGUGAUCUCAAUCCUUAUAUUUAGAAAUCCUGUGACUGUUGUGGGCAUGGCGGGCUACACAAUUACAGUAUUGGGGGUGGCAGCAUACGGAGAAACAAAGAGAAGGUUUAGAUGAACAACUUGUCUUUCUGUCUAAACGUUCUCCUAUCUAUUUUUGUAAUUUGAUUUGUCCUAGUUUUUCCCACGUGAACAUGAUUCUUGGUAAUUUGACCAUGGCCAGGUUGGGGCGGGUAAAGUAAUUUUUUGUCAUGCUUGUUGCAUGUAUGCGGAAAUAUUUUUGUAUCACAGUUAGAUUUUGCCGAGCAGAUUCUGCUAUUCUUCGAUUACA